This is a messenger RNA of Rodentolepis nana, 189 nucleotides long. The record is from the annotation of a GenBank genome assembly. NCBI's taxonomy places the organism in Eukaryota, Metazoa, Platyhelminthes, Cestoda, Cyclophyllidea, Hymenolepididae.
AUGCACCACGUGGAGACCGUGUUGUCGAAGAACAGUGCUGAUGUCUGUGUAUGGUUUGAAGAGAAGGUCAAUAAGACUGCAAGCAAGAACAAUUGUAAGGAUCUCGAUAAAAAUUCCGAAAAAGAUCAGCUGGAUUACACAUUCGAUUAUAAACGAACUGAAGAUGAUGAUAGCUUUACAACAUUUACU